AUGACAUCAGUUCCACCUAGACAGUCUUGGUGGAACUCGAAGAAGACUGUAAAAAUUAUAAGACCUUAUCCAACCUUCCCUUCCUUGAAUGCCUGGGAAAAAUUCAGGGGCCUCUUGCCUGUGGAAGGGGAGCCGAACCCUGGAGUGGGCCUAGGAGUGGAGGAAGGACUGCUCUGCCAGAUGGUUCGUUCUCCAGAAUUCAACCUGUUUCCUAACUCUGUGGUGUUUGAAAGCAACUUUGUCCAGGUCAGAAGGGGGAGCAGAAACUGGAAAGAAAUCUACAAAGCCUCCAACACAAUGGCCCUUGGGGUGACCUCCUCCGUGCCUUGCCUACCCCUUCCAAACAUCCUCCUUAUGGCCAGAGUCAAAUGGCAUCAGGGGCAAAGCCAGACAUGGAACAGACCAUCCACAGCCCCGAGCAUCAUCCUGAAGAGUAUUCUUCCUUUGAAGUUUGUGGAGCUUCAGAUCUGUGACCACCAUGAACGCAUCCUGAGGUUGAGGACAGUCACCGAGAAGAUCUACUUCCUAAAGCUCCACCCUGACCACCCUGAGACUGUCUUCCUCUUUUGGAUCCGCCUAGUUCAAAUUCUCCAGAAGGGUCUGUCCAUCACCACCAAGGACCCUAGCAUUCUGGUCACUCACUGCCUGGUACCCAAGAGCCUCUGCAGCCCAUGUGGAAGGUCCGAGUUAGUGCCGAAGAAACCUCAAGGUCCCCGGCCCAGCGAGAGCCUCAUGCAGCUGAUGGCCAAGGGGGAGAGUGAGGCCCUCUCUCAGAUCUUUGCCGAUUUGCAUCAGCGGAAACAGUACAGGAGGAGCAAGAAGAUUCAGAUCAACAAGACCAACGCAGGGAAAGCUACUCCCAGUGAAGACAGUGUCCCCUGUACUCGCGAUCUCAGCUGGAGGGAUGCGCUGACUUACGGAGAGUGGGAAAGAGAGAACCCCUCUGGGCCACAGCCCCUCUCACUCCUCGGCACUCUGGCUGCCUCCAGCAGGCCUCGGCUGUCCCUGACUGGAGGUACGGUGGUCAGAAACAGGACUGUGUCCUAG
Molecule: messenger RNA, 1047 nt
Organism: Microtus oregoni (creeping vole)
Lineage: Eukaryota; Metazoa; Chordata; Mammalia; Rodentia; Cricetidae
Gene: Garin1b
Product: family with sequence similarity 71 member F1
Exons: 6
Coding region: 1-1047 (348 amino acids)
Cellular component (GO): nucleus
Source: RefSeq, a predicted model, not a curated record